Molecule: messenger RNA, 1869 nt
Organism: Apiotrichum porosum
Lineage: Eukaryota; Fungi; Basidiomycota; Tremellomycetes; Trichosporonales; Trichosporonaceae
Exons: 4
Coding region: 1-1869 (622 amino acids)
Source: RefSeq, a predicted model, not a curated record
AUGGCGAGCUCGACAGCGGAACUCCCGGCAGCCGUGUCCGCCCCUCCAUUGCUACUCGCACCAUUGCCGCUGGCGUUUACGCUCGACUUGUCAUGCCCGUUACCACUGCCGACAAGGGCAGGUGCCCCGGCAAUCACUACUCUGUGGCCGUUCCCAGUCGCUGGUCCCAGCAGUGUCCCUGCUGAAGAUAUUGACGCGUAUGUCAGUCGACGAUACUACGAGACGCUGUAUCUGGGAGAGCUCCUCUUCCCCAUCGCCGGCCUUGUGAACGACCUGGAGCGCACCGCCGCGUCUCACAAUGAGUCUCUGGAUCCCAUCAUCGCCAAGCACAUCCUAGGUCUGUCGGCCAUCGAGACUCGUCAUCGCCGUACGCUUGCCCCCGUCGUCGCCGCUGCCAUUGCUGCCGUGGACGGCAUGGGCAGCGGUGUUGAUGAGCCGGCCAUGACCGCCGGCCUGAGUGACUCUGAGCGUGAUGUGCUUUUCACGGCUAUGGAGCUGAGAGUGAAAUGCCGCUCGGUGGCAGAAGGAGAGCGCGGGUUGCCCGUCAAGGGUGUGACUGAAGAGUUUGAGAGGAGAGAGCUGCUUGUCCAGCUCGUCAUGUUGUUAUUCUAUCGCAGCCGGUACCAAGCCACUGCCGUGCCCAAGAAGAAGAAGCGCAAGCGCCGCGACACCCAACCCCCCACCCCUCUUGAAGACCCCGACGCCGCACUUGAGCUCCUUGCCGACCGUAUUGGCUUGUGGCUCGCCGUGGCAGAGCUCGGUAUCGGCCUGGACGCAGACGACAUCAACGGCAGGGAAAAGGAAGACGAGCGCAGCGUGUCAUUCCGUCUCAAACGGUUCUGGGAGCUGGUCCUCGUCCCCAUCUUCCUGCCUCGUGAAGCCACGUUUCUCGCGUCGUUCCACCUCAAAGUGUUUGGCAGGCCCAUGCCCGAGGAGCUGGUACCGCAGAAGAAACCACGUAAACCAAAGGUCACAAAGCGACUGUCUGUCGACGACGGCGCUGCGCUGCGUGACCCUCCAGCAGCAAAGAUGCAGCGGUCCACAUCACGCACGUCGCGCAUGUCGGCCAACUCGCCUCCGCCAAACGGAACCCAAGCACGUAUCCUCCAGCGCUCUGUCUCGCGCGCCGCCAGUGAACACGGCGACAGGCUGCGCCGAUCGCGUUCGAGCUCAAUGGAUCCCGUGAGCCUGAUGCGCGAUCCUGGUCGCCCAGUAAGCAAACAAACCAUCAUCCGCGCACCCAGUGGUAGGGAUAUAUUCAAGGGCCGCGAAGUGGGGUUGAUCCGCCGCACCAACAGCGUGCUGCGCCAAAACAGCCUCAGCCUCAAGGACAAGGGCACCAAGGACAAGGGCACCAGCGAUGGAUCGCAACAGAGGUCUGGCGCGCUCUCACGUACCGUUUCAUCGUCUGGCGCGCUAUCGCGCACGACGUCAUCAGGCCUCCUUGGCCGCCGCAACACGGAACAAGCACUCCGGCGCAAGGAGCAAGAAUCGCAAUCGCAGCUCCAAGCCCAGGCCGACGCCGAGACGCUCAUCUUUGAGACGCCUGCAAAGCCCAAGUUUAACUUUCGUGCGCCGUACGGCCACCCCACGCCCAUCCACGAGGAGCCGUCGUCGGCGGAGCGUGGCGGUAGCGCAAGUGUGCUGUCGUUCGUGGCGGAGACGCCCAUGCGUCGUUCUGCCGGGGUGGCCGAGACGCCUGUGACGGCGCGCAUGGCCAUUGUCCGCGGCACGCCGUUGGCCAGGCGAGACAGCGACGACGACGAUUUAGGAGGGUUGAUGGUCAUGACGGAUGAGGAGGACGGCGGCGACGACGACAAGGCCGAUGGAGCCAGGUGUAGGGGAGUGCCAGAGACACCUGUUAGAUAA